Molecule: messenger RNA, 579 nt
Organism: Colletotrichum truncatum
Lineage: Eukaryota; Fungi; Ascomycota; Sordariomycetes; Glomerellales; Glomerellaceae
Product: benzodiazepine receptor family protein
Cellular component (GO): mitochondrial outer membrane
Source: RefSeq, a predicted model, not a curated record
AUGACAACUUUUAUCCCAGCUUUAACCCUACCUCACCAGGUAUUCGAGAAUGCCGCGGCUUCCAUCCUGCUCCCUAUAGCUUUAGGAACCGCUGUCGGCUACUCUUCGCGACCCAAGGAAACCCAAAAGACCUACGGCGCCAUCAAGAACCCUCCUCUGCGCCCCCCACCACAGGUGUUCGGUCCAGUAUGGACACUCCUUUACGGUAUGAUGGGCUACGCUGCCUAUCGCGCCGUUAACACCGGUCUUUCCCCUUUCUCCACCAUCGAGCACAUCAACAUGACCAAGCAGGGUGCGACUCUCUACACCGUUCAACUGGGUCUUAACCUCAUCUGGAUGCCGCUUUUCUUCGUGUUCAAGCGCCCCAUCGAGGCUACCGUCGAUAUCGCUGCGCUUCUGGGCAUCAACUCCUACCUCACUUACCUCUGGGGUUCCGUCGAUCGUGUUGCCGGAGCCUGUCUCGUCCCCUACCUCGGCUGGCUUGGCUUUGCGACCUACCUCUGUGCCGGUGCAGGGUAUCUCAAUAACUGGGAUCUCAAAGGUGCCGAGGAGAAAGCUGCUGCUGGCAAGAAGGAAUAA